GGUAGUCGUGACUACAAUCUGGAAAUUCUGCCAAAAUGGGUUGCUUCGGUUGUUUCGACGGAGGAAUAAUCAAGGGGAAAAAAGAAAAGGGACCAUCGGUUUCUGAUAAACUUCACCCCCCUAAAGCCGCAUCAGAAGAUGCAGAUAAAUCCGCUGAUUCAGCUCGUCUGAGAGCCGCAGAAGCUGCCCAGAAAAGACAAGAGGAAUUUGACAAGUCUCCGGCAGGAAAAGCUGCAAGAGCUCAGAUGGAAGCGAUCGCCAAGAAGUCUGCAAAUACUAACAGGGGAGAACCAGCUCUCAAGUGGCAAAUGGGGUAAUGCUUUCUCAAGCUAGCUUCUGCUGGAAUACAUGGAUGAACUCUUCCAGUAAACUUCCGUCUUCGACUUUUGGUUGAAUUUGCUAAUUUGGUUGGUGAUCUUUUCCGAAAAAAUUUGCUUGUAAAUGAAGAGGUAAAUGUGAAAAAAAAGAUGUCAUAUAUGUGUGUAAAAUUUCUUUUCUUUUUGGAUUACAAAUGAAAAUUAAGUGCAACAUAUACAGACAACUUUUUGGUAGCUUCAAUUGUACUACGUAUUUGUCAAGUGUAAGCAAAUAAUGUUCCCACGUUAUAAGUAUUUGU
Messenger RNA from Cuscuta campestris, 616 nucleotides. The record is from the annotation of a GenBank genome assembly. Lineage: Eukaryota; Viridiplantae; Streptophyta; Magnoliopsida; Solanales; Convolvulaceae.